Nomia melanderi (Alkali bee) is the source of this 3212-nucleotide messenger RNA. It is a transcript of the gene smo, whose product is annotated as smoothened, frizzled class receptor. Gene Ontology annotation, cellular component: plasma membrane; cilium; dendrite. Gene Ontology annotation, biological process: smoothened signaling pathway; commissural neuron axon guidance; central nervous system development. Gene Ontology annotation, molecular function: patched binding; transmembrane signaling receptor activity. NCBI's taxonomy places the organism in Eukaryota, Metazoa, Arthropoda, Insecta, Hymenoptera, Halictidae. The record is from RefSeq and is a predicted model, not a curated record.
ACACCGGAAAGAGGUAUGAGCGAGACUGUCGGCUUCGUCGUGGGUGGCCUGCGAGCGAACGUAACGUGUGUGUGGUCCGAGCGUUCGUAUGCUGGAUGCGGCUGUCGCGGGCGUAGAAGAUGCAAGACGCUUUGUUCGAACGGAGCGGAGAGCUUUCUCCGUGGCAGAAUAUAAUCGGCGUCUGGUCUUGAACAAAGAGUCCAAAGAUGACACUUCUGGUGAUCUGUUGCUUCUUCAUGUUUCACCGAGUGUCGUCGGAAUUGACGCACGGUUUCUCUGGGAAUUCCAACAAUGAAAACAAAACAUGGAACAGCCUGGAAUUAAGUCCCAGACACAGGAUUAAGGAUUCCAGCUACUUAUUGGAGAGAUAUCCAAUAAGAGAGUUACCAUCUGAUCCUUUGAAUUGUCGAAGACCAGCUAAAUGUGUGGAAUUGGAGAAGAGCACAUGUAUGGGCACAAGAUUAUCAUAUGCCACGACCACAUUGGAUUUGAUACCCGAACACAUGACCCAAGACAUGAUAGAGGAAAGAUUGCAUAUAUUACAAGCAUUAAGACAUAUACCAAAGUGCUGGGCAGUUGUUCAACCAUUAUUAUGCUCAAUAUUCAUGCCAAAAUGUAUCAAUGAUACAGUAGACUUGCCAUCUCAAGAAAUGUGCAAGAUCAUUUCAGGACCCUGCAGAAUUGUAUUCAACCAAACGAUAUGGCCCAGCUUUAUCAAAUGUGAAAACACGGAAUUGUUUCCAAGAUUAUGCAAAAACGAUAUUAGAGAGCUGAAAUUUAAUAUUUCAGGCAAGUGUUUGAAGCCUCUGGUUCCAACAGAUAAUGCACUUGCAAUUUUUGAAGGAGUUGAAAGUUGUGGGACGCAAUGCAAUGACCCUUUGUUUACACCGGAUGAGCACAAACAGAUUCAUUCCUUUAUUGCUUGGGCUGCAGGGAUCUGUGGUUCAUUCAACCUGUUUACAGUUAUAACAUUUUUAAUCGAUUGGAGAAGUGCAAAUAAAUAUCCAGCUUUAGUUAUAUUCUAUAUAAAUUGUUGUUUUAUGAUAUCUUGUAUCGGAUGGCUUGCUCAAUUUAUGUCUGGAAGCAGAGAAGUGAUUGUAUGCCGUAAAGAUGGCACAUUAAGAAUGAGCGAACCUAGCGGAGAAAACUUACUGUGCGUCGUCGUAUUUGUCCUAGUUUAUUAUUCUCUUAUGGCAGCUAUGGUAUGGUUUGUGAUUCUGACGUAUGCUUGGCACAUGAGUUUUCAAGCGCUGGGUAAAAUUCAAGAUAGAAUCGACAAAAAGGGCGCAUAUUUCCAUUUGAUUGCUUGGUGCUUACCACUUGUUUUAACUGUCACCAUCAUGGCGUUAGGAGAAAUUGAUGGAAACAGCGUAACCGGUAUUUGUUUCGUCGGCUACGCUAAUCACGCAAUCAGAGCCUGGUUUUUGCUUGGUCCCGUGUUGAUUGUUUUAAUGGUCGGCGGAUAUUUUUUAUCCAGAGGAUUGAUUACUCUGAUUCGAUUAAAGAUAACUAGCCAAGAAAUUAUAUCCGAAAGGGCUAGCGCUAAAAUACGCGAGACGAUUGUGCGUAUGGGUCUCUUUUCGAUUUUCACGUUCGCUGCGGUCGUAGUGACAUUCUACUGUCAUAUUUACGAAUUUCAACAUUCAUGGCAGUGGCGUCAAAGCUUUAGAAACUAUAUGAUAUGUGCAAUAACGACGAAAUACUUGGACAUCUCUGAAUGUAAAAUGGAGGUCCGACCGAGUGCUGCUAAAAUGCAGCUACAUUUACUUCUGCCUUUCUUCUCCGGGAUUCUCAUGUCUUCAUGGGUUUGGACAAGCUCAACGGUGGACACAUGGGCUAGAUUUCUUAGACGAACUUUUAAUUGCGAGACGGAAGAACCAAUCAGACUCAAGAAACACAAGGUAAUUGCUCAAGCGUUCGCGAAAAGGAAGACGUUCAACAACGCCGGUCGCCUGUCCAUAAGUUUCCAUAAUACUCACGACGAUCCGGUUGGCUUAAACUUCGAUUUAAAUUCGGUAGCUUCUCAAGACUUCAGCUCGACGUGGGCUGCAGCUUUGCCGAAAUUAGUUACGCGCAGAUGCGCGCUGGUCGGUGGGACCGGUUCAGUGUCCAGCAACCGAAGAAACUCUGUGGACUCCGAGAUCAGUUUCAGCGUGCGCCGUGUGUCUGUGGAAUCCAGGAGGAAUUCCUUGGAUUCGCAGAUAUCAGUGCAAAUAGCCGAGCUGAAGACAACGCGAAAAGUAGCGAGCAGUUCGCGUGGACGGCGCGGCAAGCGUCGCCGAGACUUCAGGAAGUCGAGGUCGGGCAAAGUAGGCCCACUGUUCAGGAGAGGCAGCACCACGUCGCAAGAGAGUCAGCUGGGCGCGCAAAUAUUGUCAGCAUUGACCAUAGGCGGUGAUUCAAGGAUACCAGCGAUUCAGGUGCCGAAUAUGAAAAGACGAUCGGCGAUCACUGGCCUGGAUGAACGUGCCUUGAAUCCCAAAUUGUUCGAUGGGAAAAAUGUCAAUACACUCUUGCCGUUCUUGUUCCCCGGGCAAAGCAACAGCGAAGAAGUCAGUAGCGAGAAACAGCAUCAAGGGAACACGGGGAAGGACACAGACAUCGAAGGUGGCAACAUUGAGAAAGACGACCAGGAGGACCAAGACAGCGACAGCGACGACAGUCAGCCGGAAGAGGAGACGAAGAUGCUAGAACCUGAAGAGCCACACGAGCGUAGCAAAAGUAAAACUAGUAAUAAAAGUUCCAAAAGUUACGAGAGCGUUAGGAGGAGUAGAGAGGGCCGAAGGAGUAAAUAUUUCCUCCAGGAUGAAACAAUUUUGAAACACUUGUUCCAGGAGUCUAAUGAUAUUAAGUUGAAAAACGAUAGCGAUAUCAUUGAAGCGUAUAAGAAGGCAGGAAUGGGUAAUUUAGCGUCCAGCUUGAACUCGUGUUGUCCAGAAGUGACGCGACUCAAACAACCGGAUGUACAGACUCGGGACAACGCUCGAGAAAUGGCGACGCAAACGUCACUGCCACUGGACAUUUUGGAAAUGGAAGAAUUGAAACAGAGCAUAGACGAGAUUAUAAACAGUCGGCAUUGCAGCUCGAAAGGGACGCAAAUCUCGCCGCAAUUAAGCAAGAGCAAAAACAUUGCUGUUUAACCGACUUCUUAAUUGUAGAUAUAGGAAGUGACUGCGACUAAGUGAUUUUACGAACUGUUCCUGUAUUCAUUA